Molecule: messenger RNA, 1951 nt
Organism: Lingula anatina
Lineage: Eukaryota; Metazoa; Brachiopoda; Lingulata; Lingulida; Lingulidae
Product: synaptic vesicle 2-related protein
Biological process (GO): transmembrane transport
Cellular component (GO): membrane
Molecular function (GO): transmembrane transporter activity
Source: RefSeq, a predicted model, not a curated record
AAUUUUGAGCUCCGUGUUCACAUUCUACUAUGGCCUUGUCAGCUCCUUUUCUCCAGUGUACGUAUGGAUGCUUAUACUGCGUGGAUUGGUUGGAUUUGGAAUAGGAGGUGCUCCACAGUCUGUCACAUUGUAUGCCGAGUUCCUACCAUCAGCAUCCAGGGCAAAGUGUGUAGUACUUAUUGAGAUAUUUUGGGCCAUAGGUACCUGUUUUGAGGUCUUAUUGGCUCUAAUAGUGAUGCCAAACUUGGGAUGGAGAUGGCUCCUUGGAUUCUCUGCCCUGCCACUGCUCAUAUUUACAUUAGCAUGCGUGUGGCUACCAGAGAGUGCACGGUUCGAUAUGGCCAGAGGUCGCUCAGAUAAAGCCUUGGCUACACUUCAGAGGAUAGCCAAGGACAAUAAUAAGCCAAUGCCUCUGGGAAAGUUGGUUCACUCUGGACCCAGUAGUGUGGACCCAACACAGAUGAAAGCAAAAAGAGGAAGGCUUAAGGACCUUUUUACCCCAGAAAUGAGAGUUACAACUUUUAUGCUUUGGAUAAUAUGGUUUGCCAAUGCAUUUUCAUACUAUGGGAUAGUUCUACUGACCACUGAGCUGUUUGAGUCUGGGGAAACGUGCCAUGUAAGUGGAAAGGUAGAUGCCCCUAGCUGCUCCUUGGAGUGUAAAGUAUUGACCACAAAAGACUAUGUAGACCUAUUAUGGACAACCUUAGCAGAGUUUCCAGGUUUGAUUCUUACUGUGUUUAUAAUUGAUCCUCUGGGCAGGAAGAAAACAAUGGGCUUUGAGUUUUUGGUGUUUUCUCUCUUCACCUUCCUCAUCUGCACAUGCCCUACAAGGGGUUUGCUGAUAUUUUUCAUAUUUGUGGCAAGAGCAUUUAUAUCAGGUGCUUUCCAGGCAUGCUAUGUGUAUACUCCAGAGGUGUACCCCACCACCACCCGUGCAAUAGGGCUGGGCACCUGUAGUGCCAUGGCCAGAAUUGGUGCAAUUGUUACUCCCUUCGUAGCCCAGGUUUUAUUACGAACAUCAGUGUACUUAACUGCGUCUAUAUAUGGGGGAGUGUGUAUAGCAGCAGCAAUAGCCUCCUUUCUUUUACCCAUAGAAACAAAAGGAAGAGAAAUGAAGGAAUCUCAUGUAGAUACCACAGUUGAUGUUCUGCCCCCAGUUGUUCAUUAGCUAACAUCUUGCCAUCCUGACUCUCAGGAGGUAGAACCUCACCAUGUCAGCAGUCUUCAUUGAAAAGAAAGGGACACUAUGGAUCAACGUCAUGUUUCCCAACAAAACCAAGUUUUUAGUCUAAAACUAAGAAUGCUAAAUAAUAAUAACCAAAUGUACAUGGAGUGUACUGAAUAACAGUGGUCUAAAAUGGUUCCCAAAUGGAUAUAAGAAAUAUGCUAUACAUACCAAAUAAGCAUCUGGGAGUAAAAUUCAACUUAAAAAAAAGUGGAAUUUGGUCUAAUGUGGUAAGCGACUUACCAGAUUCUUUGCGUAAUCCAACUUAUUCUGCUACGAUUCUUAGCAGGCUUAACUAACAACACCAGCCUUUGACAUCAGUUCUAUUAUUGCCAACAGUUCAGGGUGCAGAUUCUAAAAGCACUGGGUAACUUUCAAAUGGUGGCUUAUAUCUGCUCUGUUGAGGGCACUGAUAGAUCCACUUGUCCGUUUUGGUCUACUAUUUCUCUUAACAUUUAUUUGGACCUACCUGUUCAAGCCAAUUUUGCUUAAGUUGUGGAAAAAAAUAAAUCUGCACCCUGUAGAUGGUAUAUGCUAGUUUAUUUUAUAAGAGGUGGGAUUCCUUGCUCCUGUGGUAUUUACUGUAAGGCAACCUAGUUAUAUAGAUGUUUUUGUGUGGUAAUGAAAGAGUAAAGACUUGUUCUGAGCUGGGCUAAAGAUCAGAGAUGAAAGUGUACUGGAUUUAUCCAGAAAUCCAGAUAUAGGGUGUAUGUUAAAAAAAAAAUU